UCCGACGCAUUAGCUCGUAGUUACGGUACUCGCAAGAAGAUAGCUUCUGCCGUCUUUCGCCAAUCGACGGAAUACAUCAGCGCGAAUCCGCGAGUGUCACGGACAUUCUGAACGGUCCAGGUCCGAACUGUUAUCGUAAUCGUGCGUAUGUUAAUCUUCUCUGCUUCGAUCUCAACGAGAUAUCGAUAAUGUUCUUAAGUGAAAUCCUAGUGCUUACGGGAUGAAGAAAUGUCGUGAAGUAUAAUUAUUGCGCGGGCGCGGGUCAAUAAUUCGUGCCACGUUGCCUGGCGACGGUAUUCCUACUCUGAGCCUCUGGAACAAACCGGCGCGAAGUGCUCCUCUCUUUCGUCUUCAGCUGUCCAGACUCCAGACAGAAGCCGACCAGCCUUCUACACAGCGCUACCGAGAGCGAAGACGAAGAAUCUUGUCUUCACACUGCGGUGGCUGAUUCCUCAACAGUGUCAUCUCUGCUCGUGGAGACAACUAACCAGAACGGGAAGCGGUGGUAUGUGGAAGAACAAAAAUGAACCGACGAAAGAUACAUCCACGUCGUCAAAAGACGGACCACACACGCAUAAUUCUGUGAAAUUCGUGUCUGAACGUUGGUCGUCAUUGAAAUCGUCGUUUAAUAACAAUAUCGAAAGACUAUUCGGUUUUAAGUUGAGCGAUGUGUCGAGUUUCGAGAAGUUCACCCAGUUUCUGUAUCGCCCGACCGAUCCAGCCAGUCUGGGAGUGGUCAGAGCUCUGUUUGGUCUCUGCAUGAUAAUAGAUGUCGUCGAGGAGAGAGGCUUCGCAGACGUCGAUAGAAAAUGGGGAAAUUCGUGGGACUGUCACUUUCCACUGAUCCACGGGAUGAAGCCGCCGUCGCUGCCGUGGAUGACAAUGAUAUACGCGGUAAUGUGGCUGGGUGCCUUCGGAAUCGCGCUCGGUCUGCGAUUCAAAAUCGCAUGCGCCUGCUUCGUGCUGCCUUACUGGUAUGUCUUCUUGCUGGAGAAGAGCUACUGGAACAAUCACACCUAUCUCUACGGUAUCGUGGCCAUUCUGUUCUGGGGAACAGAAGCGAACAAGUAUUUCGCGUUAGAUGCGAAACGGAACGGCAGCUCCGUGCCGUACUGGAAUUACUUCAUUCUGAAGUUUCAAUUCUUUGCGCUUUAUUUCUUGGCUGGCUUGAAGAAAUCUGACAGAGAAUGGCUCGAAGGCUACGCCAUGACGACUCUGUCUAGGCACUGGGUGUUUUAUCCGUUUAAAAUAAUUCUGUCUCCUGAGCAGAUUGACUUUCUAAUUGUCCAUUGGUUCGGCUUUAUCUUCGAUCUGUCCGUCGGAUUUUUUAUGCUGUUCGAAAAAACACGCAUACCGUCCAUGGUCUUGUGCACAGCCUUUCAUUUAAUGAACUCGAGACUGUUUAGCAUAGGGAUGUUUCCGUAUGUGUGCCUAGCAACAAUGCCGCUCUUUUGCCGUGUGGACUGGCCGCGUAGAUUUGGGCUGUGCUUUAGAUGGAAACAAAGAAUUGUAUCGGUUAAUGUAAAUUCAAUCGAUGCAAAUGGCUUAAAGGAGACUGACAGCCAGGCAAAAGAAACCCUGAAAUCGAACUUAAUAUUGCCUUCGAAUGAAUUCUUACGUAAUAAAGAGAUACACAAAAAGAAAACUACGAACGAGGAAAUAAAUGAAAAUUAUUUUGUUAAAUCGAAAUCUGAAAAGAAAAUCAACGAAGAAGAUAACAAUACACAGUCAUCUAAGAAUUCGACUCAGUCGAAUGAGAAAGAAGCGACAAGUAAAAAGGUUCGGAUAGCUCAACAAUCCCGGAAAUACACUACAAGGAAACAAAAAUUUGUAACGUCACUGUUGCUGUGCCAUAUUGUACUGCAGUUCUUUUUGCCGUACUCGCAUUUUAUAUCAAAGGGAUAUAAUAAUUGGGUACCCGGUUUAUAUGGUUAUUCCUGGAACAUGAUGGUUCAUGCCUGGGACACGAUACUCGUAGUGAUCAAAGUGCACGAUAACAUAAACAACGAGGUACAAUACUUGGAUCCUGACGCGUGGGUGCAAAAUGAUCGAUGGGUCAGACACGGGGACAUGGCGAUACAAUAUUCGCAAUGCUUAAAGAAUAAUCUGAUGCGCCGAAAAGAGGAAGCGUUGAGGAUCGAUUAUGAAUCUGAAGAUAAAGAAAAAUGGAUGAAACUGUCUACGAAUCUAAGCAUUUACAUAGAUGUGUGGUGUUCGUUAAACGGCAGAUUUCAACAGAGAAUAUUUGAUCCGAACGUCGAUAUGUUGACAGUUGAUUGGCACCCAUUUAAGCCUAUUUCGUUUCUAAUGCCAUUACUCACGCAGUAUAGUUCAUAUCGUUGCAGAGAUAAAAUGGAUAAAAUUCAGCAGCAUGUAUUCACUUGGUCGAAUUAUACGGAUGUGUUAUUCGUGACUGACUUUCCGGAAAUGUACUUGGAAAACUACAUAUCUACCGAUUUCGUGAACGUUUCUUUAACAGUGUUGGAAGGCGAGGUAACUUAUGACGAAGAAGAAUCAGUUAAUGUGAUUACUGUGUCGAAAGAGAAAUCGAUUCCUGUUGAAACAGGAAAGUUUCAUCGAAUAAAAGUUACGAGUUCUCAUCCGGCAUGCUACAUGUACACUUACACCAAUCAAACGAGACAAUUGGAUAGAGAACGAAAACCUCCACCAAUGACAAAAAAUACAACUUGGUUAUUAAAACAAAUUAAUUAUAAAAUCAUGGCGUGGUUAAAGACAUUCAAACAUAUAACAAAUGCCUUCUUAAACUUAAUAUAUGAUGUGCCUAUGAUAAGUGCGCGUUAAUAAGUAACGCCCAUUAAUAAUGAGCAAAAAAAAGAUUAAAGUUACAUCUUGACAUCUAAUCUACAUUUAAUUUUUAUUUAGCACUCUUUAAGAGUACUUUUUUCUCUUUUUGAACGUAAAUUAGCGUAAAUUUAAUUAUCAAAGUUUAAUAAUUUUGAAUGCAAUGCUUGCCAAUGAAAAAUUGCUAAAAAGUAAAUUUAUUUAUUAGUUAUUAUAUGUAAGUUGUUUAAUAAGUUUCGAACUUGAACAUGAAGAUGACAUUACUAAUCAAAACCCAAAAAUAUAUAAUGUUUCAUUGUUAGGCACAAAACUUAUCAAACCACACAUGUAGAUAAUUAAUUUAUUUCCAAUUGUUUGUUAUAAUAUAUAAAUAAUUUCUU
This is a messenger RNA of Solenopsis invicta (red fire ant), 3182 nucleotides long. RefSeq names its product vitamin K-dependent gamma-carboxylase (gene GC). Gene Ontology annotation, molecular function: gamma-glutamyl carboxylase activity; vitamin binding. The record is from RefSeq and is a predicted model, not a curated record. Gene Ontology annotation, biological process: peptidyl-glutamic acid carboxylation. The coding region runs from base 508 to 2802 and encodes 764 amino acids. Lineage: Eukaryota; Metazoa; Arthropoda; Insecta; Hymenoptera; Formicidae. The transcript is spliced from 12 exons.